AUGUUUAUAAAUACCAACCAGGACGAAAGUGUAGACAUGGUUUAUGAAAAUGGCUACUUUGUUGUGGUUCACAGAAGCAUAUCUAAGAAGAAAAGAAGCCCAAAAUCGCAACAAAGGAAGAACAAGGAAAACGCCAAAGAAAACUUCCCCUUCGACAAUAAGAACAAGAAAGACCCUCAACAGACAUUAUUCACGAAUCUUCUGAAGAAAGUUGCUUAA
Molecule: messenger RNA, 219 nt
Organism: Plasmodium inui San Antonio 1
Lineage: Eukaryota; Apicomplexa; Aconoidasida; Haemosporida; Plasmodiidae
Exons: 3
Coding region: 1-219 (72 amino acids)
Source: RefSeq, a predicted model, not a curated record